Messenger RNA from Cooperia oncophora, 612 nucleotides. The record is from the annotation of a GenBank genome assembly. NCBI's taxonomy places the organism in Eukaryota, Metazoa, Nematoda, Chromadorea, Rhabditida, Trichostrongylidae.
AUGAUUUACAGAGAAAAAGUUCCUAAAUGGCUCGUCGGCCGUAUGAUUUGUUGUUCAAACUGUUGCUCAUCGGCGAUUCGGGUGUGGGAAAGACGUGUAUUCUUUAUCGAUUUAGCGACGACGCCUUCAAUACCACAUUCAUUUCCACGAUUGGAAUUGAUUUCAAAAUCAAAACGAUCGAAUGAGAGCAAGAAAGAUAAAGCUGCCAAAUCUGGUAAGGAUACAGCAGGUCAGGAACGAUUUCAUACAAUAACCACAUCGUACUACCGAGGAGCGAUGGGUAUUAUGUUGGUGUACGAUAUCACAAAUGCAAAAAGUUUUGACAACAUUGCCAAAUGGUUACGGAAUAUUGACGAGCAUGCCUCUGAAGAUGUUGUUAAAAUGCUGCUCGGCAAUAAGUGUGACAUGACGGAACGAAGAGUUGUGAGUCGAGAGCGGGGAGAAAAAAUUGCGAAGGACCACAUGAUAAGGUUCCUUGAAACGUCAGCCAAAGCUAAUAUUCAUAUUGACACAGCAUUCUAUGAGCUGGCUGAAGCGAUUUUGGAUAAGGUUAGUCGUUUUAUAUCGUUCUGUACUGAAUCUUCCUUACCGCUAACCUGUCCGCGACGAUAG